Messenger RNA from Schistosoma intercalatum, 2762 nucleotides. NCBI's taxonomy places the organism in Eukaryota, Metazoa, Platyhelminthes, Trematoda, Strigeidida, Schistosomatidae. The record is from the annotation of a GenBank genome assembly.
AAUCGAACAUAUAACCGUUUCAAUGAUUUUCCGUGGUUUUAGACUGAUCUACUUCUAUGGCAAAGACUGUGAACGCAUUAAACCAUGGAUAAAGGAAAAAUGUGCCAUAAAUUUAUGUAGAACUACGAGAAGUUUACACACUUUGAAUGCUGCAGCCUCAAAAUAUAAAAAGAUUGAGUGUGGAACGACGGGAAAAAAUAAAAUACAGAAUCGUUAUCAAAUAGGCGUUUAUGAUUAUGUAUUCGAUUUAGUUAAAAAGAAUGAUAGUGACAUAAUCGAUAUUUAUGAUUUAAUUGAAUUAAUGAAUAAAGCUGGUAUAUCAUUGAAUGAUCCAAGAUUAGCAAAAUUUACAAAAGCAUUAAAUGAAUUACAAGGUAAUAAAAUCAAUCGAAAUGUUCUACAAAGUAAAUCAUUAACGUUGGAUAGAGAAACAUUUCGAAUUGUAGCGACAGAAAAUCUUCAUAUGUUAUUACGCAUUAUGACAAAUGAUUUUUGUAUACCAGAUUUUGAAUCCUUUGCAAGUGAAAUUCAAACAGUUUUUAAUUUAUGCAAAGAAAAUACAAGUGGUCAAGUAGCCAGUUAUAUACCAGAAUUAAAAGAAAUGAAUCCAAACUAUUGGGGUUUAUCAUUGUGCACUGUAGAUGGACAACGCUUAUCCAUGGGUGACAGCACUAUCCCAUUUACAAUACAAUCUAGUAGUAAACCAAUUACAUAUGCAUUAGCUUUGACCGAUUUAGGUCCACAACAUGUUCAUCAAUAUGUUGGCUAUGAACCAUCAGGAUUACCAUUCAAUCAAAUUUCUUUAAAUCAUAAAAAUAAACCACAUAAUCCCUUAAUAAAUUCCGGAGCAUUAGCUAUUUGUAGUAUACUACAACCAAAUUUAAAUCCUUCAGAACGUUUUAAAUAUGUUGAAAAUAAAUUUAGUCAAAUGGCUGGUGGAUUACCAAUGGGAUUUAAUAAUGCUGUAUUUUUAUCAGAACGUGAAACAGCUGAUCGUAAUUUUGCUAUUGCAUAUUAUAUGAGGGAAAAUAAAUGUUUCCCGCCAACUUUUGAAUUACGUGAAUUAAUGGAUUUUUAUUUUCAAAUAUGUUCAAUUGAAGUCACUUGUGAAUCAGCUGGUAUUAUGGCUGGAACAUUAGCAAAUGGUGGUAUUAAUCCAUUAACAAAUGAAACUGUAGUAAGUGCAGCUGCAGCACGUGAUACUCUAUCUGUUAUGCAUUCAUGUGGAAUGUAUGAUUAUUCAGGACAAUUUGCAUUUAAGGUUGGUUUGCCAUGUAAAUCUGGUGUAUCCGGUAUAAUCAUGGUAGUCGUGCCUAAUUUACUUGGUUUAGCUGUUUGGUCACCACCGAUUGAUAGACAUGGGAAUUCGGCGAGAGGUAUACAAUUCUGUCAAGAACUUGUUCAUAGAUUUAUCCUUCAUCAUUAUGAAAGUCAUUUACAUUAUGAUAAAAAAAUUGAUCCACGGAAACCACGUGAUUCUUAUCGAACAGAUGCAGUUACUACAUUAUUAUUUGCUGCUAGUAAUAAUGAUCUAUCAACUCUGAGAAGAUGUUUUAUCCAUGGAGUAGAUUUUAAUUCAGUUGAUUAUGAUGGACGUACUGGUUUACAUGUAGCUGCUAGUUGUGGUUCAUUAGAUGCUGUCAAAUUUUUUAUUGAAGUUUGUGGUGUAACCCUUAAUUCAAUUGAUCGUUGGGGACAUACACCAUUAACAAAUGCGAAACAAUUUGGUCAUGAACAAAUUGUUGAAUAUUUAGAAAAUACAUAUUCAAUCUAUUUAGAUAAAGAAGAUAUUACAGAAUAUGGACAUGAUGUUGCGUAACCAUGGUAACAGUAACAGGGAAAAAGGAAUUAGUUGAAACGUUGAAUAUCGUAAAAGUAAGAAUAAAAUAAAUCAAUAAUUCCAGAAUCAUUCAUCCAUGGAUACCAAAUUGUGUAAUACAAGUAAUAUCCUCAUUGAAUUCGAUUAUUUCUAUGAAAAUUUGUUUAUUUAAUUUUUAUUUUGAAAUUUAUUCAUCCAAAUAAUAAUAAGAAGAAUAAAAAAGAACCUAAUGAAACAUUAUUAUUUUCCUCAAAUCAGUUAUUAUUUAUUAUUUUCUGAUUGUUAUAUACUACUACUACUACUACCACUGUUACUAUGACUACUAUUGUUGCUGUGAGUGAUACGAUUACUACCAUCACUAUCACUACUACUGUUACUCUUACUAAUAUCACUAAUACUACUGCUAUCACUAUGACUGCUACUAUUACUACUAUCACUAAUACUACUACUGUUGCUACUACUACUAUUAUUACUAUUAUUGGUACUACUACUAUUACUACUACUGUUACUAUUACUAGUAUUACUACUAUCGCGAUUACUACUACUAUUAUCAUUAUUAUUAUCAUUACUAAUUAUGGUAGCAAUAUCAUGAUUAUAUUUCUUAAAUGACAUUCGUAUUUAAUUAAAGUGACUAAAAGAUCAUCUAAUAUAAUUUCAAAGUAUUUUAUAUUUGACUUUCGAAAAUAAAUUACAUGUGUAUUUAUCCUAUUUCUAAUAAGAUUUUAUGCAUUUAUGUAUCAUAAAUUAGAUAUUACUUACAAAAUUAACUUACGUUACUUAUGUCUGUUACCCCCCCCCAGUGGAGCUUGGACUGCGGAUCAGCAUUUUUCAACCAAUUUUAUCUUAGACCUUCCUUCUUUCUAGUUCUAUUCAAUUAUUGUUUAUUCUAUCUCAUAUCUAUCUUAUUCUUCUAAAAAAAUUUGGUGAAAUAAUAAGAAAUGAA